Messenger RNA from Leucoraja erinaceus (little skate), 5843 nucleotides. RefSeq names its product C3a anaphylatoxin chemotactic receptor-like. NCBI's taxonomy places the organism in Eukaryota, Metazoa, Chordata, Chondrichthyes, Rajiformes, Rajidae. Bases 3520 to 4524 code for a protein of 334 amino acids. Gene Ontology annotation, cellular component: membrane. Gene Ontology annotation, biological process: G protein-coupled receptor signaling pathway. Gene Ontology annotation, molecular function: G protein-coupled receptor activity. The transcript has a single exon. The record is from RefSeq and is a predicted model, not a curated record.
UGAUUAUGAUUACAUAUUCUGUUGUGUGCUGCAGCAAGUAAGGAUUCCAUUGUUCUAUCUGGGACAUAUGACAAUAAAACACUCUUGACUUGACAAAGCACAAUUUCACCUCAGAAAACAUCACAUUUUGCAGCAAGUUUUAUGAAUAUGCACGUUUCCCAUCUUGCAAAAUAUUCUGACUGUUUACGGGCUGCGUUAGUUCUGCUUUUGUGUUAUUUCCAUUGUGAAAUAUGAAUAAAAACCACCUAUCCACAAUGUGUCUGUUCUCACACUUCAACAUCUCAGUGGGCCAAGGGGAAAUGAGGAAUUCUCCUCCUUGGAAAUUGUAUUUCACCGCUUGUGUUGCACUGAAACAUUGUUGCAUUUCUCACAAAACCGAACAUCUCAAAAGAUUGAAAAUUGACUGAGGAGUAGUGUUUUCCAUUCUGAGGUGCCCCCUGUACACAAAGUUGUCUGGCCAAGGAGAGCUCACAAAUUCAUACAUCUAUAAGUGAUAGGAACAGAAUUAGGCCAUUCUGCCCAUCAUGUCCACUCCCCCAUUCAAUGAUCUAUCUUUCACUCUUAACCCCAUUCUCCUGCCUUCUUCCCAUAACCCCAGACACCCGGACUAAUGAAGAAUUGAGGAUGCACACACUGAGGAAAUUGCAUGAACCUCCCCCAUUAAAUAUGUCAGGGGAGAGCUGCAGAAUACUAACAAUACCAGCCUUUCAUGUGGACAGUUAUACACUCACACGCCUGCACGCGCACAAGUCUUUCACAAUCAUUUCCCCCUCAAUUCACCCAGCGUGACGAGGAGUCUUAUAACUGCCUCAAAUACUCAAUUAAACUAAGACUACUAUGUUGACUUCAGAAGGGGAGAGCUACGAAACACGGAACCUAUGGAAGACACAAUGUGCCGGAGUAACCCAACGGGUCAGGCACCAGCAUGUAGACAGGUACAUGGAUAGGACAGUUUUGGAGAGAUAUGGACCAAAUGCUGGCAGGUGGGACUAGUGUAGCUGGGACAUGUUGGUCAGUGUGGGCAAGUUGGGCCGAAGGGCCUGUUUCUGCGCCUUAUCACUAUAUGACUAUCUGUGGAGAACAGGGAUAGAUGACGUUUUGGGACGGGGCCAUUCUUCAGGUCCCUAGAAUCAGUCUGAAGAAGGGUUCCAGCCUGAAUGGGGAAGUGUGGGAUGAAAUAAAUAUUUUCCACAAUAACAUGAGUUGAAUUUAUUGCCACAUUGUUCUGAUAAUCUCGUAAUGGUAAAUAUAAAAGGUAGCAGCAAACUGCAGACUGAAAUGAUGGCUGUGGGGCAUCAUAAAGCAUAAGGCAUUGUUAAAGGCACUCGUCUAGGGUUGUCAACUGUCCCGUAUUAGCCGGGACAUCCGAUAAAAUGGGCUAAAUUGGUUUGUCCCAUAUGGGACCACCCUUCUCCCGUGUUUGACUGCAACUAUUCGGGUCGAGGGGACUGUCAGGUCAGAGCGCCGCGUCCGUCCCGCCUCACUUGUCCCGACAUAGUGCAGCCCAUGGAGUGCAGCAGCAGCGCCUCGCCCGUGGCCCUGGCGAUCAGCAGCCCUGACAGCUUACUGCCGACACCACCACCCCUCCUUCUCAGGCCGAUCAUCGGUUCAUGAGUUGGAUGGGGUGCCGGACUUUGGGCGCGAUGUCGCGCGGCCCGGGCCAAAACUCCUAAGCUGGCCCGCCGGCUGGGCUUUGUGUGCAGUCCAGCACCCGGGCCAACUCAUCAUUCACCCGGCCAUGGCAGUGUCAGUCAACGAAUUGCCGUUGGGAAUUUGUCCUGUAUUUUGAUCUUAUUUGGGAGUGAGAAAGUUGGCAACACGUCUAUGCAUGUGACUGUGAGGGGCUACGUUGUCAACUGUUGGUGAAGUGUAGGAGAUGGGAACACAUUCGAGAUGUGUUCAGUUCAGCUUAGUCUAGUUUAGAGAUACAGCGCGGAAACAGUCCCUUUGUGACCAUCGAUCACCCGUACACUUGUUCUAUGUUAUCCCACUUUCUCAUCCAUUACUUACACAUUACAUACUGCAGCCAAUUAACCUACAGUUAACCUACGUCUUUGGAGCAUGGGAAGCAACCGGAGCACCCGGAGAAAACCCCAGCGAGUAUGUACAAACUGCGCACAGACAGCACCCGUAGUCAGGAUCGAACCCGGCACCCUGGCGCUACGGGUUAGCAGCUCUACCGCUGUGCCACCGUGCCGCCAGCUUUCAGGACUCUCCUUUUCUGCUGAAGUUGUGGAAAUAAUAAUGCUGCAGUCAUCACACACUGUGAUGCUGCGGCUACUCAGCCUGUUGGUCAACACCUAAAAAAAUCUGUUGUCCAAAAACAAAAGAAAACGUUGUCUAGGCAAGAAUUGAAUUGUCGUAUCUGGGACACAAGACAAUAAAACUCUCUUGACUUGCCUCUUGAAAAGCUGAUUUCUGAGGGUCAUCUCUCUGACUUCCUUGUAUAGGGGGGUUGCACGGAAGGUCACUGGGUCAUAGGGCUCGACGCACGGAGCCGCUAAAUCCCACUGGAAGACAUCCGUCACUUCCGGUAUAUGUUAUUAAUGCUAGAAACACGUACUUUCCUACCUGUUAAAAACCGCCAAAAUGUUGCAUUUUUGCGCUGAAAAAAAUUGUGGGAGUCGGGGUAAGUGUGAGAGACAUGUACCUAACUUCAGAAUUCCAAACGUGAAGCGAAAUGAAGGUAUAGAGAAGCGAGAACUGAAGGGACUGCAGCAGCUAAAGUGCUUGGCGAACAUUGAAAAUAUUGGGAAUUAUCGCGUUUGCUCACUGCAUUUCAUCAAGUAAGGCAUUAUUUAUGUUUUUUCUUGAUUCCUUUGGUAUCUAAAAAUUCUCAGAAGUGAUAAAUCUGGCUGUAAAUUUUUCUUCAGUUGCGUUUUCAUUUUGUAUGUAAAAACCCACGAGAACCAUGGGCGAUUUAAAAAAAUUACAGCCAGAUUUAUCACUUCUGAAACUUUUUAGUUGCCAAAGCAAUCAAGAAAAACCACAAAUAAUGCCUUACUUGAUGAAAUGCAGUGAUCAAACGGCCAAUGUUCGCCAAGCUCUCUGGCUGUUGUUGUCCCUUCAGCUCUCGUUUCUAUCUACCGUCAUUUCUCCUCAUUUUUGGAAUUCUGAAGUAGGCUAAAUGUCUCUCACGCUUAUCCCGAUUUCCAUAAUUAUUUACAGCGCAAAAAUUGACAAUUUCAGCGGGUUUUCAGAGCAACAUGAUGAUAACUAACAAACAGAGAAUGAAGAGUGAAUGAAGAACUUCAAUAUGUGAGAAUAACUCAGUUUGAUAGUGACAGAUAGAAAACUUACAGAAGUUGUGGGGCUUUUAGAAUGAAUAAACUGUAUGUUCCUCAUGUCCGAUCCUUAUCUCCAGCAGUAAGAAAUGUGGUUGGUUUGAGCUUUGUAAUAACAAGUCACACCCCUUAAAGCAGAAAUAUCUUCCAUUUGCCAAUCUCUUUGGCAAGUUUCACUGAGGAUGUGAGGUCUUACUAAACAGUCUUGUGCUUACGAGCCGGGUUCACAAAGACAAUGGUGGAGCUGCCAAACAGCACGGGAGAAGCUGGUCUCUCUCUCGGCACGGAGGUUCGGGUAGCAGCAAGCAUCAUCUUUGGAGCAACCUGUCUCAUUGGGGUCCCCGGCAAUUCCAUCGUCAUCUGGGUGAUAUUGUUCAAGAUGAAAAGGCGACCGUCCACCGUUUUGCUCAUCCUCAACCUGGCCAUCGCAGAUCUCGUCCUUCUGCUCACAUUGCCCCCGUGGAUUUACUCCAUCAACAACGGCUGGACCUUUGGUACGGAUUCGUGCAAGGCCCUCACUUACCUGAUCUACUGCAACCUGUACGGAAGUGUGUUCUUCAUCACGCUGAUGAGCGUGGACCGCUUCAUGGCCGUCAUCUAUCCAUUCGCCUCCCAACGCUGGCGGACGGAGAGGUCUGUCUGCAAGGUAGUGCCCGUGGUUUGGGCACUGGCCUUUCUCUUUGCUGUUCCUGUUAUUCAAUUGAUGAAGGUUCAGACCAUAGAUGGCCAGCCCACGUGCCAAGACAACAAGUCCGGUUCGAAAGCCCAGCGAAUUACUUCCCUUGUGAUGGAGACAUUCAUUGGGUUUGUGAUUCCUCUCACAGUGCUUGCUGUCUGCUACACUCACGUCGCUAGAAGGGUGAGCCAAAUGACCUUCAAGAAUAAAAACAGGACUGAGAUGCUGAUCGCCAGCAUCGUCAUAGCAUUUAUGAUCUGCUGGCUCCCUUACCACGUGUUCAACGUGUUUAAAUUUGCCUCCCUGAUGGUGGACCCGGGUUCGGGUGCAUUUAGAGCACUGGGGAACGUUUCCGAGAUUGGGUCGUACAUAACUGGGGCAUUAUCCUUCUUCAGCAGCGCCAUUAACCCUCUGCUCUAUGCGUUCGCUGCCAAGAGUUUACGGGAGGGUUUUCGGUCUUCGGUGAUGGUAAAAGUCUUUGAGCAAAUGGCUCAGUCCACAAAAGACGAAUACGCCAUGGAGCGCUUUAAUACUCCAAAAGUGGAAAGUAUCCAAGAUCUGUAAACCAAUUUGGUGUUAAUCAUGUGUUGCAUUCACUCCUGAAUGAAUAUCCAUGGAUAAAACUGUGCAGGACAUGAGUAAAUUGCUGCAGAAAUAACUGGAUGACUUGCACUGAACCCUAGAGAUGACACAGUUUCUACACAGAAGUAAAUGAUACAUCUGUUGCACCAAAGAUUGCCUGGUAAAUUUUUAAUUGAAAAGUUUGUACUAAUAGUUUACAUCUUUGAGUGCCGCAGAAUUUAACUUUUAUUAGAUCAUAAAGCAUUUCAAUCCAGCGAAUAAUAACAUUUAUGUAUUUUUUCCUAUUGCCUUUCUAGUAUCAGCACUUGUAGCUUUUCUUCCCCUUUUUAGUUUAUUUUCAAGAUAGUGUGGAAACAGGCCCGACCAAUGAUCACCGGUACACUAGUUCUAUCCUACACAGUUGCAACAAUUUUACAGAGGCGAGCUUAACCUGCAAACCUGCAGGCCAUUGGAACGUGGCAGAACCCGGGGAAAACCCACACGGUCACAUAGAGAAUGUACAAACUCCAUACAGAUAAUAGUGCUAAUAGUCAAACAUUGAUCACUUCCAUAUCGUACUUUGAUCGAACUACAGAACGCAAUCAGGAAAGGGUUUUGUCAAACAAAUUGUCAUGGAUGUAAUCUAUGUGAUUUAUUGUAUGGAGGAUACAGUUUAACAACUUUCAUUUGUCUUUGACUGAUUCCUGUAUAGAUUCGUAAUGUCAUUCCUUCAAGUGAGUGCUGGAGUAAGUUAUGCUCAAUAUCACUUAGAGUUAAAUAGCGAAUGAUACUUCAAGUUGAAGGGCUGCUUUAAGGGAACUCCAGACAGGCGGUCGACUGUACUGAUGGGGAAGGGUUCCUUCCAGCGGUGACUGGAGUAAGUUGCAUUCAGUGUCAGAAAUGGAGAGAAGUUCGAUGUGAUCAGAAAUCAAAGUUAAUGGCUGUAAAGUAUGCAGUAUUGAAGUCAUAACAGUUUAAUCUUCAGUUUUAUUCCUUUGCUUUUAAUAAAUUGUUCAAAUCCAAUGUGUAUGCUUAUUGCUGAUCAGAUGCUUGGCAGGAUAUGGUGCUCAGUAAAGAUAGACUCAAUUCAGUUUUAGAUAACAUCUUAUUUCAUUUCAUUUGUAAGCCUUCGCAGUGAAACAUAGUAACAUAGAAAUUAGGUGCAGGAGUAGGCCAUUCGGCCCUUCGAGCCUGCACCGCCAUUCAAUAUGAUCAUGGCUGAUCAUCCAACUCAGUAUCCCGUACCUGCCUUCUCUCCAUACCCCCUGAUCCCCUUAGCCACAAGGGACACAUCUAACUCCCUCUUAAAUAUAGCCAAUGAA